AUGGUAGAACUUUUAACAAAACAACAAAUACGUAAUGCUGCUCAACGUCAGUUCAACGGGGUUAAAGAAGGAGAAAAAGUUACAAAAAAAAUGGCUUAUGAAAUGUUGGAAAAGAGCUUUCCUGACGAAUCUCCUAGUAGAUUACAUCAAUUAGCGCAGGAAGCUGAUAAAGAUAGUACGCAUGAAGUGAUUCUAGAAAAUUUUAUGGUUAUCGUCGAUUUUUUAUUGAACGAAGAAAAACAACCUAAUGAUGAUGAGUUUCCUGAUGAUGAAGAAAUUGAUCAACAUAUACAAGCCCAGAUCGAACAUUACGACGACCUGAUACGACCGUAA
Messenger RNA from Rotaria socialis, 333 nucleotides. The record is from the annotation of a GenBank genome assembly. Lineage: Eukaryota; Metazoa; Rotifera; Eurotatoria; Philodinida; Philodinidae.